Cololabis saira (Pacific saury) is the source of this 3991-nucleotide messenger RNA. It is a transcript of the gene srbd1, whose product is annotated as S1 RNA binding domain 1. The record is from RefSeq and is a predicted model, not a curated record. Gene Ontology annotation, biological process: nucleobase-containing compound metabolic process; translation. Lineage: Eukaryota; Metazoa; Chordata; Actinopteri; Beloniformes; Belonidae. The transcript is spliced from 21 exons. Gene Ontology annotation, molecular function: structural constituent of ribosome; mRNA binding. Bases 293 to 3370 code for a protein of 1025 amino acids.
AGUUAUUCGUCUUUACUCCCGAUUGCAACACAAAUGCAACAAAUAUUCAUCAUAGCUUAUCCUCCGGUAUGAAUACAGCUAUCAUGUUAGACUUUAUACCUCGUGUGGAGAUGUUGUGAUAGCUGGAAAUGGCUCGUUGUGGUUGUAAAUCUGUUAACGUCGUCAUGAACCGCCAAAUUUGAAACGCUAGCUAAGCUGAUACCCAGCUGUCUCUAACACACACCACAAAAAACCACAACAUCCCAAUCUUACUCAAAGGUGAAGUUUGACCUCAAGCCAGCUCGCUUUCAAAAUGAUGCGAAGACCCAGAGCAACCACUGCCAAAUGUGCAAAGUACACUGACAAUGAUUCAGACUUGUCAGCUAUUCACAUUGUGAGUAGUGAUGAGGACGAGUGGAGGCCACCAGAGGCGAAAUCAAAAGUUACCAGCAAAACUGCCAAAACCACUGCAACUGGAGAGAAGAAAGCACCUGUCAAGAGAAAUGUUAAACCAAAAGAACCAAAAGUCCCUAAGGUGCCUAAACCAAAAGUCCCUAAGGUGCCUAAACCAAAAGUCCCUAAGGUGCCUAAACCAAAAGCACCACGAAAACCAGCAGCAGAGAAAAAAGCUAAGGUUCCUAAAGGUCCAAAAGAUUCAACUGUAUCUCGCUUGGCUGGAGCAAAAAGGGAAAGUAUGUGUGAUAAAUAUGGAGAUGACAAAUUAAAUAUACAGACUGACUCUCCAAAUGAUGGGAGGGCUGAUGAGACUGGAACAAGUAAAAGAGUUAAAGAAGAGAGGGUAUCAUUUAUUGUGCCAGACGCCCAUCAGAUAGACACAUGGGCAGGUGAAGGCUCAUCACAAGCUGAAUAUAGAGUAAAGAAGGAGGAAGGGCCUGACGAAGAUUUUACUUUUGAUGAGCCUUGUCUGAAGAAACUGAAGACCAGCGGUUCCUGUCAGGGACAACCUACUGCUUUACCACCAUCGCUAGCACACUCGCUGAGGAAUGAUCUCAAUAUGAACUGGGACUUAAUUCAGGUGCUCUCUACUCAGACAUGUGUGGAGCAAUGGGUUUGCGCAAAUAUUAUUUCUCUGCUUCGUGAGGAGAACACGGUGCCGUUCAUGGUGCGUUACCGCAAAGAGAAGAUCAACCACAUGGAUGCAGAUGCUGUCCGAGAUGUCCAGAUGGUGUAUGAGGACUUAUGUGGUCUGGCAAAGAAAACUCAGUCUUCAAUUCAGACUUUAAAGAAGGAUGGAGUUUUGACAGCUGAGUUGGAGCAAAGCCUGAGGAGCUGCCGAUCAUUUGAUGAACUGGACCAUGUGUAUUCUCCCUAUAAGAAAGGCAACAAAAUGACAAAAGCUCGCAGGGCGAAGGCACUUGGUCUUGAAGAGGCUGCCUCUGCAUUGAUAGAGAAACCGAACACUCUGGAUUUAAGGGCAUGGGUAAAGUCUGGCACCGAAGGACUUUCAUCCGUGGAAGAAGUGGCCACAGGUGUGGAGCACAUUCUGGCAGAUAUAAUUGCUAAAGACCCUGAGACACUCACAUAUGUGAAGACAUUAUGUGAGAACAGCUUUGUGGCCCUUCAUUCCUCUGUGUCUAAGUCAGCAGUAAAAGAAAAGGAACAAAAGAAAUCUGCCCAAGACCACAAAAAACCAGGGCCCGAGCAUGGUAAAAACAAGGACAUCGACAAGUUUCAUCUCUACUUUGAGUUCACCUGCAACAUCCAGCGCAUUCAGCCUCAUCAGGUACUGGCCAUUAACCGAGGGGAGAGUCUGAAGAUUUUGACAGUGAAGGUGAACAUUCCCGACAGAGUGAAGAGUGAAUUCAUUAGAUGGUGCAUCAACUGCAGGUGGAGGCCAAAAACAUUUGCAAAUCAAGAACUUCAAAGUAUAAUUAAGAAUGCAGUAGAGGACACUUAUAAAAGGCUUAUCCUGCCUUUCCUAACCAGGAAUUACAGGACUAAGCUGACAAGUGGAGCAGAGAAGGAGUCGAUCGCCAUGUUCGUGCGGAACCUCCGCCAGCGCCUGUUGUUGGGUCCAGUCAGGGGCUGUGUCAUUAUGGGGGUGGAUCCUGGAUUCAGGCACGGAUGUAAGGUGGCAAUCCUCUCCCCCACGAGCCAAAUUCUCCACACAGAUGUUGUAUACCUGCAUAAUUCAGGACAGCAAAGAGAAGCAGAGAAAUUGCGCCACCUUAUGAUCAGAUACAGCUGUACCAAUGUUGUCAUUGGAAAUGGGACCGCUUGUCGUGAAACUGAGACCUUCUUUGCUGACCUAAUAUCCAGACGUUAUUUUCACCCCCUGGAUGUAUCCUACUGUAUAACCAAUGAGGCAGGGGCAUCCAUUUACAGCGUAAGCCCUGAGGCGGUCAAGGAGAUGCCAGACUUGGACCCUAACCUUAGGAGUGCAGUGUCCAUUGGAAGACGUGUUCAAGAUCCACUGUGCGAACUUGUGAAGAUCGAUCCCAAACACAUAGGCAUUGGAACAUAUCAGCAUGAUGUGUCAGCUGGAGCACUGAAGGCAGCGCUGGAUGGAGUGGUGCAGGAGUGUGUGAGCUUUGUGGGUGUGGACAUCAACAUCUGCUCUGAGAUGCUGAUGAGGCACGUAGCAGGCCUAAACGCAGGCAGGGCCAAGAGUAUUGCUGAGUGGAGAGAACAGAACGGUCCCUUCAGCAACAGGGAGCAACUCAAGCUGGUCAAAGGCAUGGGGCCCAAGUCCUACCAGCAGUGUGCUGGCUUCAUCAGAAUCAACCCUCAAACCCUUCACAGUGUCAAAUCCUCACUUCAGCCUGCACCAUCAGAGCCAGGGAAAGUAGUGGCGAAGAAGGGCAAAGGAAAGGCCGGUGUCAACGUACCGACUUCAUUAGACCCCUUGGACCAGACCUGCAUACACCCAGAGUCCUACCAUGUGGCACAAAGAUUUUUGUCCUACAUUGGUGGGAGAGUGGACCAGAUUGGGAGUCCAAGUCUGAAACACUGUGUUGAGAGCAAGAUUAAUUCAAGCUCUAUUGAGGAACUGGCCCAGGCUGUGGAAACGACACCAGAAACCCUCAAACUCAUCAUAGACGGCCUCACGCAGCCUCCGGGGUUUGACAUUCGACAAAAUUUUGGGCAGGAGGACUUUAAGCGGGGAAUUGUGUCGAUGAAUGAUCUCCGGGUGGGUGCGGUGCUGACAGGCCGCGUGGACAACACAGCCUUGUUCGGAGCUUUUGUAGAUAUUGGCGUUGGCCGCUCGGGCCUGAUCCAUAAGAGCAACAUCACCCUAAACAAGCUGCCGGCCAGCCAGCGUCGUCGCAGCCUGGUCCUCGGACCCGGGGAACGGGUGGAGGUUCGGGUCCUCAAUGUCGACGUUCAGAGGGGACGGAUUGGGCUGGACCUGAUCAGAGUCCUGCAAUAGAGCCACUGGAAUUACUGUUCUGUAAUUGGACUGUAGUUGCCCCAGGAUAUUACACACAAAACAAUUCGACCUAAUUGCUUCCUGAUGUUUACAGUGGUUUGGGAUGGGAACUGAUAUGUUUCUUUCGAGAAGAGUAAACACAUUAAUUUUAGCGGAAAUCCUGUAAGGUAUAUUUAUAGGAAUGAUGCCUCAUUUCACAAUUAUAAUUACACACAGUAAAUACAGUAAAUACAGUGAGGAUUAUUUGAUAUGUGGUGCAGUUUUUAAACUGGUUAUGAAAAACUGCCCUAUCUAAUUGACAUGUUUAAAAAAAUUCAAACAAUAUUAUAGUACUUUACUUGGAAAUAAAAACCUUCUACCUAAUUUGAACAUAAAGCUUGACAUUUUACCUUGUAGAUGGAACCAUUUAUUUCUUACACUUUGGGUAUAAUGCAAAUAGCUUCAUAGUUAAGCUGCUUUUGUUUAUUAUUAUGACAACAACUGACUAUUUAUUCUGUGCCUUGUUUUCUUUUGUGCUUCUCUGAACAGUUUGUCAAGACACAUAUUUGUAUUCUCUGUUUUCUUUGUUCCUUAAUUACUCACUGUAUUGUUUUAUACUGGUUUGAAAUGCCAUUUCAUCUG